AUGAGGUUGUUGCGGUUUUUUGCAAGCAACGGAUUGUCCAUUAUGAACAGCUUCAUAGAGCAUCCAAAAGUGCAUCAGUACACCUGGCACCGGGAAGCUUGUGCACAGAAGCUGACGAUCGAAUUGGAUAGUCAACUUAUAGAAAACGUCUACGUGUCGCCGAACCAAACGAUUAGCAGCAGCGCGCCGGUGGCUUUGGUCACCGGCAGCCAGAAACCUUUCAUUCCCUGUAAAGUAUGCGGCGACAAAGCUUCCGGGUAUCAUUAUGGAGUCACUUCUUGCGAGGGUUGCAAGGGGUUUGAAACGGAAAUCAUAUUCUGCAGGAAGCGACCGCAGUUCCAACAGUACGAACCAUCAGAUCACAAACCCGGAUGGAAACAUGACAGCGACGACCGGUACAAGCCGUUGUUGCCUAACGGGGGACGAAGAUUUCGUGACCAUAGUCGCGGUCACUUUGCCGAACAGCAACGGGGUAAUGAGUUGCACUUGACCCACCUGUGGAUCUUCGGUCGCCUGGCGGUAUUAUUUAUGCGCGCCUGUGGCGAAGGUCACUCGCCUCGCCCUGGCCGUUCUCCGCCUGUGGUGGCGACUGGCACCACCGAAAAAGGAAGCGACGUGAAUGACAUGCUUUCGUUGAUCGUCGCCUUUGACACUCACAACCGAAAGGUCAGUGUGAUUCGCGCGCGGCCCAACGAACGCGGCAUUUCAAAGAAAUCGACGUUCUUCCUCAUUUGUCCCCCGAAGAAGAUUCCUUUGCUUCGUUUCCCAGCCCCCAUCGUUCCCAGCGAUGGAAUCCGUUAA
Molecule: messenger RNA, 801 nt
Organism: Soboliphyme baturini
Lineage: Eukaryota; Metazoa; Nematoda; Enoplea; Dioctophymatida; Soboliphymatidae
Source: the annotation of a GenBank genome assembly